Cherax quadricarinatus is the source of this 6348-nucleotide messenger RNA. It is a transcript of the gene Pax, whose product is annotated as paxillin. Gene Ontology annotation, molecular function: actin binding; muscle alpha-actinin binding. NCBI's taxonomy places the organism in Eukaryota, Metazoa, Arthropoda, Malacostraca, Decapoda, Parastacidae. Gene Ontology annotation, cellular component: Z disc; filamentous actin; stress fiber. The record is from RefSeq and is a predicted model, not a curated record. Gene Ontology annotation, biological process: actin cytoskeleton organization; heart development; muscle structure development.
GGUGGUGAGUGCUUGUCGCUGCUCUGUCAUCGUCUUCACCUGCGUCUUGAAGCACUUCCUAAGACGUCUCCUUGUCUUGGUUACAGUGACCUCGGUGUUAUAUUAAACUAGUGUGGGUUCGUAACUAGCGAAGUGGAUCGAUCUCAGCAUUCAGACAAGCAGACCGUACUUGGUGUAGUGGAAGUCGUGUUCCACCUUGAGCUCAUAAAAGUUGUAUUUAACAGAGAUCGAAUCAUAGCUGCUGUCCCUGGUUUUACUACUGGGGCGUGGCUGGUGUGGUCAGAACCUUACGUCGUUCUUUCAUCCACUGUCAAGCGUCUAUACCUUCCUCCUGGGGGCAGGAAUACAGAUUUCUCUCCUUCCGACUUUGAGAAUUGCAAGUUCUUCACAGUUUCCCAUCCUUCUUACCUUGACAGUCCCAGAGACUGGGAAGACCCACCUCACCUCCAGCGUUCCCAGGCUGCAGGUAACACAAGCAGCCACACACAACCACAUGAACUAACCAGACAGAAACUAGAGUACCUUCACCUUGACCAAGGAACACCCUCAACUUGUUUGUGUAGAGCAGUGUAGGAUGGCGCAGCGCCAGGAGAGCAGGGAUUCUAACCUGUCCUUCAGCGGCGUCCAGGAUACCAUAGACGCGUUGCUGGCGGACCUUCAGAGCAGCAUCACGCCCACCACCUCCGCCCCUACCACACCCCACCCAGCCUACAAUGGUGCCGCCCACACGCCCACCCCAGCACAUAUCAACGCCUACAACGGCCAUGACAUGUAUCACCAAGAGAGAGUAGAAGAGGUGCGGACGGAGCAGCAGUCAUCAGGUGGAGGGAAGAAGUCCUCCCUCAAUAACAACCUCUCCGAGCUGGACACUUUGCUUCAGGACCUUAAUAAUGCACGAUACACGGGAAACUUCAAAGAACCGGGAGCAGCCACCAACGGGACGGUCAACGGAUCGCGGCCCUCCGUUGAUUCUCUCCUGGACGAACUCAACAGUGUCAACACCAACCAUGAGGUGGUGGAACAGCGGACGGUGCAGAGAGAGUUCCGCACCACACAUCAGCCACUGGCGUCGCCACCGCCGCAGCCUCAGCAGAUCAGCCACAGGCCGCAGCCGCAGCCUUCAGCCUCUACCGCUACUAAGGAGCUGGACGACCUAAUGGCUUCGCUGAGUGACUUCAAGAAGUGUGACGUGGCUGAGGUUGAGAAGCAAGUGGUGAAGUCUGGAGUCGUCUCCAGCCACGUCUUCACGUCCUCCGAGAGUACAAAAAGCUACCCUUCAGGAGUAAGAGGGGUGGCGGUGCCUCCGCGGCGCCCUCAGGUUCCUGACAACGCUGCCGUACUAGCGGUGCCUCCGCCACGGCCUCCAGUGCCCGGGGCUUACUCGAUCUCACCGCUGCCUCCGGAAGCCUACAUCUACGCCAUGCCACUGGUGUCGUCAGUGCCAGCGUCGGUGUACGGCACUCCGCGGGUAGGUGGUGGAGUGCUGGUGCGCCGCGGAUUCGUAAUUAACAGUCCUGCUGACGACCCUUUCAACCGACCUCCCUCGGGAGGUCCUGUCAAGCGCAACGAUGCCGAGUACCGCUGGGAGACAGAUACCUGCAAGUACGAAGUGAGGGAGGUGAUAGAGUUCCCCUGUGUCAACGAGAGAACGCAGGAGCAGCUACGCAGUCCAGCGUUAGUCCGCAAACUGAUCAACGCCAGCAGCCUCCAGACACAGGUGGAUUCUGCAUACGCUAAGCCGCAGAAGCCGGCCAAGAGUCCCUCCCCGCCCACGCCCGCACCAGCGCCCGUGUACUCACCGCCUGCAGCGGCCCCCUCGCCACCCAAGGAACCCACGCCCACACCACCCCCGGUCAACCAGCUGGAUUGUAUGCUCGGCUCCCUGGCCUCACACAUGACGGAGCAGGGCAUCACCACCACGCAGAAGGGCUGCUGCUGUGCCUGCGAUAAACCCAUCGUUGGCCAGGUAAUCACAGCCCUGGGAAGGACGUGGCACCCUGAGCACUUCACCUGCUCUCACUGCAACCAGGAGCUUGGUACCCGCAACUUCUUCGAGAGGGACGGCAAGCCUUACUGUGAGCCAGACUACCACAACCUCUUCUCUCCUCGCUGUUCUUACUGCAACGGUCCCAUCCUUGACAAAUGCGUGACGGCGCUGGACAAGACGUGGCACCCGGAUCACUUCUUCUGCACGCAGUGCGGCAACACCUUCGGGGACGAUGGUUUCCACGAGAAGGAUGGCAAGCCUUACUGCCGAGACGACUACUUCAACAUGUUCGCUCCCAAGUGUGGAGGCUGCAACUCCCCCAUCAUGGAGAACUACAUCUCUGCACUCAACGCUCAGUGGCAUCCAGAGUGCUUCGUCUGCAGGGACUGCCGGCAACCAUUCAACGGAGGCUCCUUCUUCGACCACGAGGGCAUGCCAUACUGCGAAACCCACUACCAUGCAAAGCGAGGAUCCCUCUGUGCAGGCUGCAGCAAGCCCAUUACUGGUCGGUGCAUCACGGCCAUGUUUCGGAAGUACCACCCAGAACACUUUGUCUGUUCUUUCUGCCUGAAACAACUAAACAAGGGCACCUUCAAGGAGCAGAACGACAAACCUUACUGCCAUGGAUGUUUCGACAAGCUCUUUGGUUAAAGAGAAUCAGUGUGGAAUUGGAGCCAGGCAUCGAAGAUUUUGUGUCAUCAAGUCUUUACAAUUAUUGUCUGUUUUUGGAGUUAAUAAAUUUGCAGAAUACAUUCAGAAUGUUGAAAAGCAUAACGAGAAGACAAUAUCAGUCAAAAAUAACCGAACUGUUGGACAGGGUAAAGAGACGUACAAAAGGAAAGCAGAGAAAACUGUAUAUAUAUUCUAAGAAAAGAAAACAUAUCUUUCCACACAUUUAUAUUAUUCAUUUAUUAGUGGGUCAAAGAGGCAGUAAAGUGAGGGAAAUAUUUCAUGGUAUGUUAGCAGUAGGCCUAAGCAAGCAGUUUAAUUCAUCUUUCAUACAGUUUAUAAGGUAUCCAGCAUUUAGGACAUUCACUGUAGGUAUUCAUCAGUUUUGUAUCAGUAUAUCUCAUUGCAGAUUUCAUUAUAAAAGUCUUAACUCUUUACCAAGUAUUGUAUAUUGGGUUUUGUAUUUUCAUAUUGUAAUGAGCUGAAAAUGUAUUUAGAUCUAUGUUGAUGAGCAAUGGAGAUGAACAUUAAUUUAACCUAACAACUGUGAAUCUAGAAGAUGCUCAUUGAUAGAAUUGCUGAUAUUGUUUAAUCUCCAGUUUGAGUUGUCCAUACUAUUUAUGUAAAUAUAAAGUUUUGCAUCCUUUUGAAAAAUACAGUAUGGUAUAUACAUUAAAGUUUUUGUGGUGAACUUGUUUAACAUGUAUUAUUUUUUAGUGACAAUCAUUAAAAGGCAUUCUCUCAAUAUUUUGAAGUUACAGUCAGUGCUCUGAGAGAGCUCUUCUGUAUAGCACAAUUUUUUGUAAUUGCAUUUGAAAAAGUAUGUCCAGAUUUGAAUAGCCUAUAGAAAGGCCAUCAUAGCAUGUGCUCUCCAAUUUUUGAUAGGCUUUUUUCAUCGCAUUUACAAAAAAUUGCACUGCACAGAGGAGCUUUGUGACAGAGCUGACCACACCCCCCUUUUUUUUUUUUUUUUUUUUUUUUUUUUUGCUUUUUAUAAGUUGUAUAUUAGGUGCAUGGCUCUGUCUUUUGUGUAUCUAAAGCUUUAAAGCACAGCAUAUGGUCGUUUGACUGUGGCAUACUUCACUCGUGGUGCACAUCCUAUAUUUAUGUCCUCAAACUCUUAUUAUAUUCAUGGAAAAGUGAUAAACCAUCGGGGUCAUACUGUGCCUAAGAUGUGGAAGGUAAUUAGGUUUGAUCCAAAGGAAAGGGUAGCUCCAGUUCCUUGGAAUGAGUGGCCCUCACCAGCAUCAAGGCACCAUCUGUGAAUGUUUGUUUUUUAAAGUUUAUGUCAAACAUAUAUAUUGCUAAAGCAAGAUCCUUCACAUUACAAAAAAUCAAUAGAAUAUGAACUUUGGUAAAGUUUAUUAAUAUUUAUGUUUGAGUGCAAUAAAAAAAAUCUAUUUUUAAUUAGUCUAAUGUACAGUAUAUUAAUAGAGAUUUAUUUCAAGGUUCCCAGUGCAUUUCCAUUUUAAGUCAUCAAGGCUAAGUGUAUAAGAAAAUAUUGAUGUUAUGCCAUUGCAUAGGAAAAUCACAAGUUUUUAAUUCUUUGUCCAUGCUGUAAGUCAUUAAUGUUCGAUUACAAUGUGCAGGAUUGUAUCCAGUUAAAAUGGUGAUACCAUCUGUUUGCAGAAUCGACUCAUGAAAUCCUAAAACAUUAUUAUAAACAACUUGGAGAUGGGGCAGGACACUACCAGUGGAAAGGCAAUACUAAAAUUAUGAAGCCAGUGUUAAAUUCCCUAGUGUAUAUAAAUGUACUUUUGUGAUAUGUCAAUAUAUCUUUUUAAUUGACAUAACAGGAUAUAUAUUUACAAUUUAUAUCUUAAGAUGUACUCCUGGUAACCCUUACGAGGUCUAGUUCCUAUGCUCUUUGUGUAUCUAUAUGUUGUUGCUCUAACAUUCACUGGAUGAUAUGGGUGCACAAUAAACUGGCUGUUUCAGUGGCAAAAUCUUAUUAGGCUGGUAUGGUACAGUGAUAAGAGUGUUAGCUUGGUAAUUUUUUGACUGCCUUGCCACAGCCGAAGUCCUGUCCCUUCUUGGAGUUGUUUAUGACCAUGUUGAAUUAAUUCCAUGAGUUGUUAAUAAUGGCUAUGGAGGAACUUGAGAAGCUAAAUUUUGUUGCUACCAUGUUGGCCAGAGAUUCAUUUAUAAAAACGUGCAUCUAUGGUCAGUGGGGCCAGUGCUAACCAACCCAUAGUGUAUAGAAUAAUAUACCCAUAACCCAUAGUGUAUAGAAGUAUACCCAUCUGGAUGAAUUUUGCUAGACUGGCAUGGUGUAGUGGUAAGACCAUUGGCUUGAUAAUAUUAAGACUGCCUUGCCACAGGUCGAGUCCUGUCUGUCCCCUGAGGUGUCAGUAUGAGGUUCAUAUAUAAAACACAAGACUGGCUUUCUUAAUUUUUUAUUAUUAUAUGCCUGAAUUUGAGCAUGGGACCUAAAGCUAUUGUUGCAGUUGUGGACUACUAGUCACAGAUAAAAGUGCCUUUACUUCUGGCAUUUUAACUCCAUUCUUUAGCAUCAGGCCAACCAAGUUAUCCACAUUACUGAAUAAUUGAAGUGCAAAAAAUUUACCAUGUAUUGAUAUUAAUGAUGUGUGGAGGACAAAAUUUGUCAUGGAAUUUAAUCAUAGGUUUCAGCUGUUUUAUUAAAGUGUCUAAUGCUAGCUGAGUUCACUUUGGUUCUGAUAUUAAAGUAUAAGAUUAGUUUUACUGUAUAGUAAUUAUGUAUAUUAAUUCUUAUUGUGAUUUCUCUGAUGGAUGUAUUACAAACAUGCAUGUGUGUGUUCUUAAGCAAAGUCAGAUUAAUUUAUUCAAGUGCAUUAAUGACUUGUUUAUCUAAGUUUGGCUGUCAUAAGUUGUAGCUUUAUUCUAGAAAUGUAUUCACAUAGUGUAUUUUGAAUUUAUUUUAAUGGAAUUUUACAGAAUGCUUCAGCCUGGUAAGCCAUAGUUAACUUGUGCUGUGUUAAAAGCUACUCAGCUUUCUUAUUUACACAAAUUUUCUCAGUUCUGGAUUUUACUAAGAUGUGAGACUAACUUUGGAGUUAUAUGAUAAAUGUGGAACUAUAUAAUCUGAUUUUACAUGAAAGUUCAGAAUAAUGAGAUGGUACAAAUUAUAUGAACAGUAAGUCAGCUCUUGCUGUUCAUAUUUACCAAAUUUUAAAUACUGAAAUUUCUUAGACAUCACAUCUUUGUUGACAUGCACUUGCAAUGAAUUAUAUAUAAUUUUAUGCUUAUAACAAACUAUAUUGAAGUAUUUCAGUGGGCUGUUCAAAAGCUUCAAUAUUCUGAUUCUACCUUGCCAAAUAGCCAACUGUCUAAUAUAUAUAUAAAUAUUUAGAACAUGUCUGACACUGUUAGUGUUAGCAACAAGACACAAAGACAGUUGCUAGCAGGCAGGGAGCUUACAGUGUGACAUGGAUAGUCUGUUUAAUGCUUAUCUCUUAACUAUAACAAAAUUAGGUUAUGGAAUUUAACUAGUGAUGACAAUCAAGAGUUCAAUACAGUAGAGUAUCUGGCUCACAGUUCAAGUUCUAACAGAAAGAAAAAAAACACUGACAAGAGUCUGUAUUUCAGUGAACGUGUUUGUUGACUACUCACACAUUAACCACUCCAUGUGUGUUUUAAAUCGUUAGUAUCAACCAAUAUUGCUAUACCAUGUUUACACCAUGUACUAAAUUAAUAAAGCAGUCUCUCCACUA